AUGGACCUCCUCGACGAGCUUGAAGCCAUGGCUCAGGCCGCAUCAGCAUUUCAAGAGGAUGAGAAUAUCCCUGAGUCAACUAUCGCGCGGUGGCAAAAGCUAUUUGGUUACUUAUCCGCGACGGCCGAGAGGAAGAUCAGAGAGCACCGAAACUACCCUCUGCGCUUCCCAGUUUCAGAUGAUCACUGGUCCGUCGUGCGAGCUCGGAUGGAGGCCGAUGGACACGACCGAGAAUCCUAUGAACACUUGUGCAGUGGUAGCGCACGUGAUCGCAAUCAACGCCAGGAGAUGUCUAUGAAGGAGAAGCGAAAACUUCGAACCGCUAUCUUCUUGAUCAAGCUCGAAGGCCCCUUGAACAGCGUCCAAGCUGUGAUUCAAGCUGCGGGCCUGUGGUGCGCAUCCUCAACAGAAGUUCUUGCUGCCACCAACCUGUCUGGACAGCCGUGUUCUUUCUUCAAGAUCAAUGGGAUGGAUAAGUUAGCCAUCGAAGCAUGGCUGAAGGAAAAUCCCCACCCAGGUUUUGAACCAACCAUUAUCAAGGAUCCCUAUGCACCAAAGGAUCUCUCGCCCAUUUCUGUGUACCCAACGUUGGGUAUUGAUACAACACUACCCCAGUUUCGACCAGGACUUGCUGCAACACCACGCCCUUCACAGAACGAAUACCCAGUCUGGUACUUCUUUUACGGGACGCUUACGGAUGCAUCCUUUCUAUCGAAACUCUUUGGCCCCGAGUUCCAAGCGGAAUACCAUGUAGCCACUGUUCGAGGUGGAACCUUGACGACCUGGGGAAGAUACUACGCCUUAGUGGACGAUCCAAGUCACACCAACUUGGUCCUUGGAAAAGCACUUCUCGUUGAGACUCGAGAACAAGAGGAACGCUUGCGGGCAUACGAGACCAAUGCUUAUGAAGUGGUUCGAUGCAGCAUCGAGAUGGGUUCAGAUAUGCGUGUAGAUGGCUUGACUUUUCGCUUUAUCACCGAUAUCAUGGAUUAA
Molecule: messenger RNA, 993 nt
Organism: Fusarium musae
Lineage: Eukaryota; Fungi; Ascomycota; Sordariomycetes; Hypocreales; Nectriaceae
Exons: 1
Coding region: 1-993 (330 amino acids)
Source: RefSeq, a predicted model, not a curated record